CUAAAAGAGCUGGGCUUUGACCAGGCCUUCAACUACAAGACUGUCUCUUCACUAGAGGAAGCGCUGAAGAACGCUUCACCUGAAGGAUACGACUGCUACUUUGAGAAUGUGGGAGUUCCCUUCUUUACCGAAGCACUCAAAAACAUGAAGCCAGGAGGUCGUACCGCUGUUUGCGGUGCAAGAGCCAAUUACAAUGACACAACACCACAGAUGUGUACUUAUCCUCACCACGAAAUAAUUACACGGCAACUGAAGAUAGAAGGCUUUAUGGUGAGAUCUUGGCAACACAAAGAUGCAGAAUAUAUCAAGAGAAUGCUUAAAUGGAUGGAAGAGGGCAAACUGAAGGCGAAGGAAGUGGACACAGUUGGCUUUGAGAACAUGCCUGCUGCCUUCAUAAAGAUGCUGAAGGGCGAUGGGCUUGGGAAGGCUAUUGUUAAAGUCUGAAGCUUUAACAAUAAUGUCACUAAUGUCCCCCCCCACCCCCCCAAAUGUCACUAUUUUAACUGUCUUUCACUUCAAUAUGUUUACAAAUAAA
Sinocyclocheilus grahami is the source of this 535-nucleotide messenger RNA. RefSeq names its product prostaglandin reductase 1-like. The coding region runs from base 145 to 444 and encodes 99 amino acids. The transcript is spliced from 4 exons. NCBI's taxonomy places the organism in Eukaryota, Metazoa, Chordata, Actinopteri, Cypriniformes, Cyprinidae. Gene Ontology annotation, biological process: prostaglandin metabolic process. Gene Ontology annotation, molecular function: 15-oxoprostaglandin 13-reductase [NAD(P)+] activity. The record is from RefSeq and is a predicted model, not a curated record.